This is a messenger RNA of Sphaerulina musiva SO2202, 2884 nucleotides long. RefSeq lists its product as uncharacterized. The record is from RefSeq and is a predicted model, not a curated record. Bases 46 to 1344 code for a protein of 432 amino acids. Lineage: Eukaryota; Fungi; Ascomycota; Dothideomycetes; Mycosphaerellales; Mycosphaerellaceae. The transcript is spliced from 4 exons.
UUUACAGGUACAGGUACCAUUCAUUCACUACCUUACGCGUCCACCAUGGUGUCGCCCACAAAGGAAAAUAUCAAUGACGCGAACGCUGCAAAUCGCUUGGAGUUUGUGAAGCAGACGGUCGCUGAGACGUUUGGAUUCCAGGUACUAAAAGUCACUCCCAUCGCCUAUGAAGAAGACUUUCCCUUUCCCUACAACAACUUCGUCUUUGCCGUACACAUCAAUCGGGAAUCCACUCCGUCAAAAGAAACUCUCCGAGCCAAACAGCCAGGCUGUCAAACCAUUCCCGUCGACGAGGAGACUUUUAUCUGUCGUAUUCCCAACCCACUCUCGGGAUACAACGACAAAGUCCGAGUGCAGAAUGAAGUCGCAGCCCUCUCGUUGGCGCGUGAGGCUUUGCAGCCGUCUCUGCUGAGCCAUCUCGUUCCGCGCGUCUACGGAUGGGCGUCGGCUGAGAAUGGUGGCUACGGGUGGAUUUUACAGCAGUACAUGUCUGGAACUGGCCCGUUGGCGGAAUUUUCGUCUUGGAGCGAAGAGGAUAAAGCGAAUAUUCUGGAUCAGAUGGCGGAUGUUUUGGCUUGCUUGCAACGUUUUCAAUUGCCGAGUACGAUUGAUCGAUAUGGAGGGGUGGGGUUUGAUGCAGAGGGGAAUUAUGUCAAUACUGCUCUCAGCAUGUACGAUGCUGGACCAUUUGAAACGUAUCCGGAGUUGCUGCGCGCUACUAUCACGUCUAAGCUCAUCAAGGCAGACGGCGAUUCUCGAGUUCGAGGAUGGAGAGAUAAUGGCAUUCGUGCUCGACUUGAUGAAUUCUUGAAUCGUGGACUUCCUACACUUCUUCAAGGCGUAGCCUCUCUCGACAAAGUCCUCGUCCACGCAGACUUUUCUCUCGACAACAUUCUCUACGACCAAUCCAGCAAAAAACUAACCGCCAUCUUCGACUUCGAUUUCGCCCACAUCAGCUCCGUCGCAGACGAAUUUUUCCGAUCUCUCGGCCACGACAUUGGUCGUUUUCCCUGCAUCCGAGAUGAAAUCCCCGAAGAGUUGCAACUCCAUCAAGCCAUGCUUCACGGUUUCCCGCAACCUUUGCCGACGAAUACGACAGACGAGGUGGAUUGGAUCGCUGCCAAGGCGUGGGACGAUGCUAUUGCAGUUCGCGGUGUGCAGCGGCCUGCUACACUUCCUUCUAUGGAUCUGGUUUCGGACUUGUUUUGGUUGUCGUCGCGGAUUUUGCCGUUUCGAUUGUGUAAUGAGGUCGUGGUGGGGAAUAGUACGGAAGAACAGCUCGCGUUGCGGAAGACGGAUGGGGAAGCGUUGCUGAGCAAAUUUUUGAGUGAUUAUGGAUUUUGAAUUUUUUGCGUCUGUCGUGUGCACAUGGCUUGGUGAGGGAGCUCUUCUCGUCAUUUUACCUACCUCAGGUAGGCGAGGGACAUAAGCAGGAAGCAGUUCGCGUAAGGCAGAGAUGCCGUGCACCACCGAAGCGCUAGUAAUCAUCUAGCGUCAACUACCAACGGCUCAAGGUGUCUACCAGGUACGGUAUGAUUUCAUGCUUGAUGGACGUUUCACAUGUUCAGUACGGUCAGGUACAUAUACCUCCUAGUGGCGUGAGCACUUCCUUUUACACAUCCAGCCUCUCGAUCACAAUCGCAGAAGCACCACCACCACCAUUGCAGAUGCCAGCAACACCAACCUUGCCCUUCUUCUCGCGCAAGACUCCGAGUAAAGUCGACACAAUCCGAGCCCCAGAGGCACCAAGUGGAUGACCCAAUGCGACCGCACCACCGUGCAGAUUCACCUUGUCUUCCGUCACGCCCAGCAAUUUCAUGUUGGCCAAUGCAACAACGGAGAAGGCCUCGUUGAUUUCAAAUGCAUCCACGUCUUCCUGCUUAAUGCCCGCGUGCUUCAAUGCCUUGGGCACUGCAAGCGCAGGUGCGGUGGUGAAUUUGGAUGGGUUCUGAGCGGCGUCGCCCCAGCCGAGGAUUUUGGCAAUGGGUUUGAGGCCAUGCUUCUGUACAUACUCUUCGCUUGCGAGCACCGUCGCUGCCGCUCCGUCUGAUAGAGGCGAGGCGUUGGCAGCUGUCACGGUGCCGUCCUUCUUGAAUGCGGACCGCAGCUUUCUCGUUCCUUCCUCGUUGAACUUUUUGGGUUCGUCGUCUUGGUCAAUCACCGUAUCCGGCUUGCCUCGUGUGCCCUUGAUCGUCACUGGUGUGAUCUCCUCCUUGAAAAAUCCACUCUCGGCGGCGGCAAUCGCUUUCUUGUAGCUCCUGAUCGCAUAUUCAUCCUGGUCUUCUCUGUUGAAUCCGUGGUCAUCUGCACACUCUUCACCCUGCAGACCCAUAUGCUCAUUCUUGUAGACAUCGGUCAAGCCAUCCUUCAGCACACCAUCAACGAGCGUCUGAUCGCCGAACUUGGCGCCGUUUCGAAGAGUCUGCAGAUAAUGUGGGGUGUUCGACAUGCUCUCUGUUCCGCCAGCGACGACCACAUCCGCCUCGCCGGUCAGAAUGGUCGCGGCAGCCAAGGACAUGGCCUUGAUGGACGACGCGCAGACCUUGUUAAUCGUCGUUGCCUCAGUGGACUCGGGAAGACCAGCGAAGAUUGUGCAUUGUCGGGCCGGAUUCUGACCCAGGUUGGCCUGGAGAACAUUGCCAAAGAACACCUCUUGCACGUCCUCGGGCUUAAUGCCGGCUCGCUCCACUGCAGCCUUGAUUGCGGUGGCGCCAAGCUGAAUAGCCGUCUGCGAGCUCAAGGAGCCUUGAAAAGCUCCCACGGGAGUGCGAGUCGCCGACAGGAUGUAUACUGGUUUUGGGGGGGCCAUCGUGGUGGUGGUGAUCGUGGUCGGGGGCGUACGAGGGGGAAGCAGAUCGAAGGUCGUGUAGGUCUAGCUGUGGUG